CUGAUUUAGCAUAAGUUACAAAAUGUUUAAUCGAAAACGAGAGUGACCUAAUGGGUAUUUAGCUCUCGAAUUAUAAAUCUCUUUAAAUGUAAUACCAGUAAUUUUGUUUUUUUUAGUGAAAUGUUAUCUUGAUUUUGUUAAAAUGAGUAUAGCAAGUGUAGUAUUUUUUACAUUUCAUUUUACUUCUUUCAUAUAGUUUUAUUUAAGUUAAAGUUACCAAUUAGUGAAUUACCGAAUUACAAUUACAUUGGACAAGAGUAUAAACUAAUAAAGUGUGAGUGUGACUCAUUAGUACUAUUAAUAGUAGCCGACUUUGCCGUAAAAGUUGGAAUUUGGAUUCUUAAUUGGACAUUGGAACCUUUACAUCUUGGAAGAAGAAAAAAAAAAAAAAAAAAAGAGACGCCGUGUUGGAACUUGUUUAUCCUACUUCUAUUAGUCGGACUUUGUCAACAAAACAGGGAAAUUGGAAAGACAAAUAUUGGAUUUAGGCUUAGAUAAAAUACAAUAUCAGUAUUUGAAUAUGGUUUUGUACUCCAGUGAGAAGUUUGAAGUUACUCACAUAGCCAGGUGGUUUCAUGUUUUACCCCAUGUUGAUAUAACAUUUAAACCAGUGAAUGCUACAUUUGAUGUCACAAACAAUUCUUAUUUAGAGGCUUUGGGGAUUUUAAUUGCUGUUCCAGGCUUCUGGCUUAUUCUUACUCUUCUUGCAUUCCUGGUGUUUUUCCUCUGUCGAUGUUGUGAUGCCAGUUUAAAGAAAAAGAGAAAAUUGACCCCCCUGAAAUGGACACUAGCUAUCUUUGCCUUGCUUUGUUGUGGUGCUUUGUCUCUCGGAUUAUUUGGAAAUGAUCAAACUCACAAUGGCAUGAAGAGUGCUCAGACAGCUACAGAAAACAUGGAAGAUAUAGUUAUGUCUGUUCGCAAUGAGACCAGAGAGAUUGAAUUCAUUUUGAACAAAGAGAUCAACAAAGAUCUUGACAAACUAGCAGACCUGUUCAAAGAACCAAUAUCCAACAGCACAGCUCGUGUUCUUUUACAACAAGCUUUAGCCUACAUGAGAAGUAAUGUUUCGAAAGGUGUGGAGCAGUUGCAGGACAUCAAUAAUAAAAUUGACCAUGUGGACCUGAACAAAGUACCAGACACUAUACACAAGGUGGAACUUUUCAGAUGGCCAGUCACCAUUUCUCUUCUAUGUGUUUUGAUUUUUUUCUGUUUCAUUCUACUGUGGGGAAUCAUAAGACAUUCUCGGUGUUUUCUUAUCUUUUUCUCUGUUGUUGGGCUCAUGUCAGUCGUUCUUUGUUGGGUACUUGUGUCACUCUACCUUGGACUGUGUGUGGCUGGUUCUGAUUUUUGUUUGGAUCCACAACCUUUCUUAUACAAGCAGGCAGGAUCAAGUAUUGAUACCAAUGUCUUGACAUACUACCUACAGUGUGAUGACUCAACUGUUAAUCCAUUUACUGGUCCCAUCAAGGAAAGUACCAAGACCAUAGACAACGUGGAGAGUACAUUGAAUGUCGUAACUCAAAUAACAAGUGUCUUCUAUCCAGAGAAGCAGGUGAGAGAGACAUUGGAUCGCUUGUCUACAAACUUAAACACUACUGAGAAGACUGUGUCAGGCAUGGCAGCUCUAUUGAAUUGCCAGGCUAUGCAUAAGGAGUACAAUGCAGCUAUGCAGGCUACCUGCAUUGAUAUUAUGGAGGGGACAGCUUACAUGCUUGUUUCAGCAGCUGGAGCAGGUUUGUUCUUUACAGUGCUUAUCUGGGUAGCUUCUCACACUUGGAUUCAUAUCCGUAGGAAGCGAAGAGCUGACCAUGUGGAUGAAGAAGAUCCUUUUCUACCACCCUCUGCUGUUCAGACCAACUCGCGAAGGAACCGAGACACGUAUGGCAGUAUGGGGUUAUUCCCCCGUUUUGGCAUUCCUUCUACUCAGACUCCACAUUUUUCGUCAUUGAAUGGCCAUUCUUCUGAUCAAGCUUAUAUGCAGGGCCACUACACUCCUCCACCUUCUUAUCACCAACUUUCUGGGGGUGCAUUUGUGGGAAAUCAAGGGAACUUUUCCCAAAGGGCCUGAUGAUAAGUUCACCUUCUUACACAGCAUGACAAUGACUUGAUGUGUGCCACGAAGUUCUGAGACAUUGAGCCAGUUUGUGGAAGAAUUCAACUUGGUGAAGACCAACUCAUCGAGAGGUCUGUUAUAGCAGGAAUUCUGUGGUGCAGUGUUUUAUUGUUCACUUUUAUCAUUGUGCUUUGUAAAGAUGUAAUGUUAAACUAGUCUUUUUUUUAGAACAAAACUAAAGGUUUUGGUAUGUAAGGACUAGAAAUUUAUUAAGGUAACCAACAGAUAUGGAAAAAGGGAAAAACUUGUUUCUCUUCAUAAAACUGGUUAGCAUUGAUGUGUCCAAAUAAAAACUAAGACUUUAUAUUAAGGCAUGUGGUUUGCAUGUAUGCUUACUAAAUAUUAAGAAUAUUUCUUGUGCAAAUGGGCAGGAAAUACAGUAUUUAUAAAUUGGUGUUAUUCUGUUUUGAAUUGUAGUAUUCUGUAUUUGUUGAGAUUGGUAAUUAUAUCUUUUAUUUACUAGUCAAAAAGUUUAAUAUAUGUACAUAAGAAUAUUAAGAAUAUUUCUUAUGCAAAUGGGCAGGAAAUACAGUAUUUAUAAAUUGGUUUUAUUCUGGUUUGCUUUGUAAUAUUCUAUAUUUGUAGAGAUUGGUAAUUAUAUCUUUUAUUUACUAGUCAAAAAAUUUAAUAUACGUAAUACAAACAAAAUGGAUUAUUUUAGAAGUUUUAUAUUCAAAGAGAAUAACAACAUAAUAAUUAAGAAAAUAUAACUUUAUAACAACUCCAAGACUCCUGGACUUUGACAAACAAACAUUAGUUGAAGUUUUAAUGAUUUGUGCUGCUUGGCAUUUUAAAAUAAGAAAUGUAAUUAUAAAAUAUUGUGUAUUCUUAAUUCCUUCAAGUUGUGUAUUGUUAGCUUGGAGUUGACUUGUUUAAUGUGAGUAAGAGUAUUUCAUUGUUUAGUAUAUUAUGUAUGUACAUGUUGGUGCUAUUAAACAUGUCUACUUUUUUAUGAUGAUACUCAACAUGUAUGUGUAGAAACUCAUGUUUUUUCUUUGUUUGUUAAUAGUACUUGUGAACAAAAAACGGUGUUUAAUCUCAAAUACUAACCAUUCCUGGACUUUCAUGUUUUUAAUGUUCUUCUGCUCUUCAUCACUCAAAAUCCAAAAAAACAUAACUCGUGUAAUUGAUCAAAAAGGCAUAGAUAAUAACAUCAGUCUGAAAUGUUAGGGUCUUUAUGUAGUGCAUUUCAACUUCUAAAAUUGUAAAUAAAGUUCAGAAUCGGAUAGCAGUAUGUUGAAAAAAUCAUCAUCAUUGCUGCUAAAAUUAUGAAAGGUACAAGUUUUUCUAUUUAACCAUCUUGUCUAGGCAAGACCUAAUUAUAUGGGAUGGAAAGACGUUUUUUGAAAGGUGUUGAGAUAAAGUGGCAGUUUUUAAAGGCAAAUUCUGCAUUAGUUAGAGAACAAUAACAUGUUUACAUAAAGAAAUAUUUUUUCUUUGAUGAUUUUUGGUAAUUUUUAUAUUUUACAUUACUGCUCCGACCAUAAAAAGGAAUGAGAAACAAAUAUAAUAGAAAUAUGUAAAUCUUUAUUAAAGCAUAUUUUAAGUAAUUGUAUUCAAUGGGGUGGUAUUUCUAUAGGUGGUAGAUAGGGCAAGUCCAGAAGGAUUUAUCUAAAGGAAUAUUUUCAGAAAUAAAUAGAUAAUAAGUAUACAGUGUACUUUAGCCAUUUUUUAUGUGAUAUAUCAGAGCAGCUUGUGGAAAAUAGUAAUCUAAACCAUAAAUAUGCAUGAAAAAAAAAACUAGAAUAUUUACAAGAUAAUUUUUUUUUUCAGUCAGAUUCUUGAUGUAGAAUUUAGGAGGCUUUUACCAUUAAGGUGUUAUGCACAUUUACUUAACUACAUUGAGAUGAAGAAUAAAUCGGUCUGUUGGCUAUAGUAGGUGGAUUCUUAAUAAAACAGAAUGGUUUCAACUGUUACCAUGUGUAGUAGACGUGUUUUGGUGUUCCUCGAGAGUAAUCUGUGAGCAGACAUAGGAAAUUAUCUUUGUAUUGAGUAAAUAUUAGUAUGUUUAGCAUAGUUUGUCAAUGUUAAUUUAAAAUCAAGCACAUCCCUGUAUUAGGAAACAGUAUUUACCCACAAAUUACUUUUUCCCUUAUUUCCUUUUAAGAUUGUGAAUACAGCAUAAAAGCCAAGACAAGUAAAGUAUAGCUUGUAUUGUAUUUCUGCUGUGUAGAUUAAUUUAGGUGUUUUAUUAUUAAUGAAUUUUUUUGAUAUUAUGAGUAAAGUGUAUGAUAUACGUGUUGUUAGCAGUUCGGUAGUUUUAAUUUUUUAUAAGUCAUUUCUCACUUUUGUAAUUUAGUCUUCUGUGUUUUGUAAUACUGUCUGAAAACUGAACAAAAUGGGGUUUUAUAACUCUUACACAAUGCUUGUAUACAUUUGUAUGAUAUAUAUUCUGUGCAUGAAUGAAAUUUUAAAUAAAAACAAAUUCAUCACCUUUUAUACAUUAUAUCUUAAAUAUUGAGCUGGUUUGUUGGAUAUCUUGCCAAAAGGUAGCUUUAGCACUUCUUAAACUAGCUAGUUUUGUGGUACUCUUCUGUAACCAGCUUUAAAGCCAUAUGAACAAUAACAAUCACUAGCCUGCCAGUGAGAACUAAUGUUUUGAAUAAAGUGUGUUAUGUCACGCACAAUUUUCAACCACAAAUGCGUGCCAGGCCUUGUCUGGUACUAAGCAAUGGUACACUUUCCUGGUUAGCAUUGCUUGUAUGUGAUUUGCUCAGCUUGUUGCUUUGUUGUAAAUAUCUGCAAAUUACCAAACUUUUUCACUUAAAUUUUUUCAUUUCAGUCAUUACUUCUCAUAAGUUCAUCAGUGUUGUUCAUACAAGAUUUUGCAUGUUUAUUGUCAAAUGUUUGUAAAUUGUAGAAAUAGUUAUGUUAAUAACAUGAUAAAGUUAUUAAAUGAUGAAUCAAAACACACCAUUUUACUUUUAAUAACAGUUUUCAAGUUUUAAGCAUUCAAUGUGUAAUAUAUUUUUUAAUUUUGAAUAUUUUUUGACCAGUAUACAUUUAAGUACAAAAUUUGUAAUCCAUAUUGAACAAGAGACAAAUUGUACAGCGUGUUACUGAUUUUAAUGUGAGCAGUUUAAUAAUUUCUAAAUACUUAUGAAUACUAACUUCCAUAAAAUAUCAGUGUAUAAUUUACAAUACAGUGUUGAUUGCGAUGCAUAUUUUAGUGCCAUUUCAGUCUACUUUCUCAUGAUUUUUCACUUUCAUAUAGAAAAAACUAUUUGAUGUAUGAUGGUUUGUAUUAAUGAAUAGACAUAUUAAAACAGGUUUUCUACAGAUUGUUUUAUUCUAACUCUAGUGCUUGUUGCACAUUAGUACAUUCCUAUUAAUAUUUUAAUGGUUUAAACUGUCCCCUAAAAAUCAGUAGUGAUUUUUUUUUUUCAAAAUUUUAAGACAAUCACUUAGUUGUUUUAAAUUAUAUAACAGUAAAGUCAAACAACUUUAUAAUACAGUCUGUGCUUUCCUGGCUGAGAUAUGUUAACCAUAUUUUCACAUUCACUUUUUUCAAUAGUAAUAUUAGCAAAGAAUUAUUAUUGUCUUCCAUUUACUUUUAUAAGAGUACAGUGAGUUAUUGAUGUGUUAUUGAUUAAUUUAAAGGUGUCAGUAUAUUAAUUUGACAUAAAACAUAUUGUCAUAAAGAUAUUUUUGGGUUUUGACCAGUAAACUUUGCAUGUUUAACUCUGGUUUUGUGUGAUGUACAUGUAGUAUAAUACGUAAAAAUCUCAUAGUAUACAUUUGGAUAUUGAUUGAUUAAGAUUUUAUCUACAUGUCGUUGAUUAUUGUUGAUUUAAAUGUAAAUAUAUUCAUAUUUGACUCCAAGAAGAAAUGUGUGAACAGUGAGAUCUAAGUAACUGGAAGAUGUGCAGUUUCAGUAACAGUGUAAAUGUGAUUUAAUAGUGAAAUGUCUGUGUAUGUUCAGCUUUAAAAAUCGUGAAGUUUAAAAGAGAAAUAUUUCCAAAUGUGUUAACAGUUUGUAUCAUUCUUCGUUUUAUGUCCCUGAAAAACCAAUACCAGCGAUAUAUUAAAACAGGUGAAAAAUGUGUUAUUGAAAAUAGCAAAUUAAGUAGUUUCAAAUGAUAUAAAUUGACAACUUCAACAAUAUAGACUUUGUUUCAGCUAAUGUUUCACUACCUUGCUUUUGACUUCAGCAUGUUAGUUUUCAAAAAAUGUAUAAAAAAUUUAUAAAAGUGAUUAGGUUCAAAUGAUACUGACUUUUGUAUUUUUCACUUUAGGGAAGAUAUUUAUGUUCCAAUAGAGGAAACAUUUAAUCUGUGUUGUUGCAAAGGAACUGGGUUCAGUUUCUUAACUGCAUGAUUAUGAUCUUUUCAGUGCCUACUUUGUUUUUAUACUCUGUUUUGACAUGCAGAUAAAUUUCAUGGUAUGUUCUGUGUUGUGUCAUUUUGAGCUUGUUUAACCUGUACUUUUUUUAUUAUUUGUACAGUAAGUUUGAACCGAUCCAACCUUUCUCUCAUGAUAUCAAAUCUAGUGGCCAUUGUAUUAUUUCAUAAAAUCACAAAGUGUGUGACUGUUUUUUUGAAAUACAAGAAUUCAUUGUUCUGUCAAUCUGCUCACAACUUGUCAUGACUGAACAGGACAUUCAUUCUUUCAUAUGCUUCUAUGUGAAUGCAUAAGAAUUUUACUUUUGUCAUCCUUGGUUUUAUAAUUCAAUAAGAUCUCGGUAUUUGAGUCAGGAUUGGUAAUAGAGCUAUUGUAUUGAAGUAUGUAUCUGUAGUUCCUUGUGAUUGAGUGAAGCAUGUGUUUGGAGAUAUAUAUAUAUAUGCACGUGCACACAUACACGCAUACACACUUUUAUUGAUGUAACCAUUCUUAACACUAGUGUUGUUAACUUUAUGACCCGGAACUGCUAACUAUUGUUAGAUAAAUUUUUAAAUAAUGUUUGUUUGAACAUUACAAAUUCACAGUGUUUUUAUUUGUGAGUUAUUAUCCAAGAAAUAUUAUUCAUGUACUGUCAGUGUGUGGCAAACAUGUAGCAACAAUUAUUCCUUAAAAUUCCAUGUUUUUAUGAUAUAGUGAUCAUAGAGGAGAAGAAUAGCAAGAAUAUGGGAAGACUAUUAUCCACAAAGUUUCAUGUAUUUUUGCAAAAUUGAGGAAAAAUGAUCAUUAAUGUAAUUUCAAAAUAUGUUAACAUUAAUGUAAAACAAAUGCUCAUUUAUCUAUUGUAAUCAGUUUAAUUUUCUGACACAUUAUUUUUUUUUAAGUUACAUAUAUUAAUUAAAUGAAAUUUGGAGUUAUUUACACAACAAUAUUUCAACCUUUUUUGUCUCUGUACCUCUAGUUAUCAGAAUGAGAACAGGUUUAUUAGCAUGAAUAAGCUUUAAUAUAUUUUGGUGUUUGUUAGAUACUGAUGUAUCUAGUGUACUUGUCUGUACGAAACUUAAAUUCUACUAUAAACAAUAAAGUUAGUACAGAAAUGUAAUAUAGAAAAAUUAAUUGUUUUAAAGUAUUUAAAGUGCACGAAGGUCUUCUGCAUAAUUCACAGUUACAAAAUGUGGUCAAAAUACAUGAUUUAGUAUCGAUGGUAUUUCUAGAAAUAGAAGUCAUUGUGGUAUUUGUAGUAAAUAUAAAUUAUUUUGAGUAUCAGUUAACUGUGUAGUAGCUAGUAAAUUUUGUGUUUGUACAAGUAUUGUCCUUGGUAUAAUUAGUAUUGUUGAGGCACUACGCUAUAGUAUUUGUAAUAUUUGAUUUUGUAAAUAUUUUGAUGAUACUUUAAUUAAAUGUGUUUUUUGUAGUACAGUUAUUAGAAGAAAAUCAGUGUAAUACUAUAGAAUAGAAAUGUUCCUGUAUUGGAAAACUUGUAGUACUUUUGUAUCUGAAAAAAAAAAAGAUAUUUGAUUUUAUCAUUCCAUUUGUGUUUCUUGGAACCAAUUUUUAAUUUAAUUAUUGGAAUAAGAAACAAAUGUUUUUUCACUCCAGAAUUUUUUGUCGUAUUUGUAUAUUUAAAUUGGACUUUUAAAAUCUCGGAUAUUGUGUAGUAUUUAAAGCACUUCGUAUUGCAACAAGUAAUUGAUUGUAAGUUGUUUCGAUAUUUUGUACUUUGUAUCUUUCAAUAAAUAGUACUCUUUGACGAAUAUCAAAGUUCUUCUAA
Limulus polyphemus (Atlantic horseshoe crab) is the source of this 8222-nucleotide messenger RNA. RefSeq names its product protein tweety-like. Gene Ontology annotation, cellular component: plasma membrane. The record is from RefSeq and is a predicted model, not a curated record. Bases 521 to 2068 code for a protein of 515 amino acids. The transcript has 15 exons. Lineage: Eukaryota; Metazoa; Arthropoda; Merostomata; Xiphosura; Limulidae. Gene Ontology annotation, molecular function: volume-sensitive chloride channel activity; intracellularly calcium-gated chloride channel activity.